This is a messenger RNA of Cyprinodon variegatus (sheepshead minnow), 2748 nucleotides long. RefSeq names its product UV radiation resistance associated (gene uvrag). The coding region runs from base 194 to 2383 and encodes 729 amino acids. Gene Ontology annotation, molecular function: SNARE binding. The record is from RefSeq and is a predicted model, not a curated record. Gene Ontology annotation, biological process: SNARE complex assembly. Gene Ontology annotation, cellular component: lytic vacuole; endosome. The transcript has 15 exons. Lineage: Eukaryota; Metazoa; Chordata; Actinopteri; Cyprinodontiformes; Cyprinodontidae.
AAGCAAUUGUAGCAGAAUAGCCUGCACUUUGUUUACGUCUGACCAGCUGCUGGACUGACAGCUCCCGGAGAGCUUUAAACGCGUGUCUGAGCGCCUGCCGUGGUUCCCUGCAUCUUGGUGAACUUUCGGAGGGAAACACUGGGGAUGGAGCGUUUUGUUGAAUGAGGGGGACUCGCUAGAUGCCGACAGGAGGAUGAACUCCAUCACCGGUCGGGCUCUUGCCUCUGUCACCAACUCUGGAGCUUCAUCCUCUCGAGCCCUGCAUGUGGAGCUCACCUCCCAGCAGAGACGGUUGCGUCACCUCCGGAGCAUUGCUGCCAGGAACAUAGUGAACAAGAAUGGCUCUCCACUGCUGGACACUUAUUUCACCCUCCACCUCUGUGUAGGAGAUCGCAUUUCUAGAGACUUUUACAAGAGUGAAGUCAUUCGAGACUCACUGAACCCGACCUGGCGGAGCCUGGACUUUGGUAUGCUUCCAGACCUCCUGGAUACGUCGGUGUCUUGCUUUGUGGUGAGGAUAUGGGGCGGACAGGAAGAACAGUACCAGCUCCUCAUUGAAUGGAAGGUCAACCUGGAUGGCCUCAGAUACACGGGACAGCAGAUUCGAUCCAGAUACCCAAAUGAGAUCAUAUUUGGACUGAAUGAUGGCUACUAUGCAGCUGACUUUGAUCACAAGGAUCCAUCAGAGCGGAAGAAUUACAGCCUGCUUCAGGUGGACCAAUGCUCAGUCAGGAACUCCUACAGCGUUUUCUCUCUGCUCAGGCUUCACACAGCGCAGAGAGUCAUCAAACAGACCCAGAUGACGGUCCAGAAGAGCGGGAAGGAGAUCGAGGAAAAACUGAGAACCACAGCGGCUUGCACUGAGCGGAAGAAGGAGCGGGAGUGCAUGCAGCUGCGCAUCGCCGUGCUCCGCAGUGAGCUGCAGCGGCAGAAGAAGGCGCUUGGCCGGGAGACGGACAUUCGACAGAAGGAGAGGGCGCGGCUUCAGAAGAAAGAGGAAGUUUUUUCUACUCAGCACGAAAGUCUGAAGGAGGAGAAAGAGUCCUUAACAAAGUUGCAGAAGGAAUGCACAGCCAAGAGAGAACACUUCCUGAAAACCAACGCCCAGCUCACCUUCCGCUGUCGCCAGCUCCUCUCUGAGCUCUCCUACAUCUACCCCAUCGAAGUGGUCAAUCAGUCGGAUUAUGUCAUCUGUGGAGUGAAGCUGCCAAACUCAGACGACUUUCAAGCGAAAGAUGAUGGGAGCGUGGCGGUCGCCCUGGGUUACACAGCACACCUGGUCCUGAUGAUCUCCUGCUUCCUUCAGCUCCCUCUUCGGUACCCGGUGAUACACAAGGGUUCCCGCUCCUCCAUCAAGGACACCAUCACAGACAGACUCACUGAGAAGGAGAGAGAAUUCCCUUUGUACCUCAGAGGAGAGCGCUUUCAUUUUGAAUAUGGCGUCUACUUACUGAACAAGAACAUCGCCCAGCUGAGAUAUCAGCACGGCUUGACCACCCCAGACCUGCAGCAGACGCUACCCAACUUAAAGAACUUCCUGGAACAUGGUCUGAUGGUGCGAUGCGAUCGACAUCACAUCUCCAGCUCGAUUCCAGUGCCCUGCAGGUCCCAGUUGGGCGUGUCCGCUGCCUCCGAACCGGGUUACUCUCACCACAACAGUUCCCCCGACCGCGGCCCGAGGAAGAGGGCGAGCUCGGAGGCCGAGGCACAGCUCAAGUACAAGCCAACGCCUUCUCCAAACAACAAUGUGGCCGCAGGGAAGGAGCAGCCUCCUGCUAACCUGACGCCGCCCUCGCCGGCAUCCAAACAUGCGUCCUCAUCUCUUGAUGCCAGCAUGGCCUCACUUCACCUCACCACCACUGCAGCGACCAACAAGGAGGACGGGGAGCAGGGAGGGCAGCCAGAUGGAGAGGAGAAAAAUAAAGACGCUGGCAUGAAGAGCAAAGAAGUCAAACAAAAAGAAUCUGAGGAGCGGCCGAGCAGCUGUGCAGGGGCAUCCGCUCCCUCUGUAUCACAGGAAGCUGGACAGGAAGCCGUUUCAAGUAACCAUACAGGUGCAAUGAACGGCUCCCUGGCAUCAGGACAGGCAUCUGUAGGCCUGGUCCCAGAGCUGCACUGCUCUGUGGAGCAAGCUGAGGAGAUCAUGGGCACAGAGGCCACAGGUUUAGGUCUGGGCCUGGGGGUGGGGUUAGGCUUAACAGAUGAGGCCCAGCUGGAAGGUUACCGCUGCAUUCCUGUGGACCACGCAGUAGCUGUGGAGUGUGACGAACAGGUGCUGGGUGAGCUGGACGUGGCCGGCUUCGAGGAGUUCAAUAGGCGCAUCUAUGCACUAAACGAGAACAUGUCCAGCUUCCGCCGGCCUCGCAAGAACUCUGACAAAUGAGACAGGGGGCAGGAGGCUAGAGGGAGCCAUGGGGGAAACUUGCACAUUGUCUAAGCAGAUACAAGGCAGGGAGAUGACCUAAAAAGGACAGAGAGGCAGGUUGAAUCUUUGGGGCUUUUGUGAAUGAACCGAUUUGCACUUAUUAGUGACUUCUCCACAUGAAUCUUUUCAGUUAGUCGAGUCAAACUAAAGUCCUGGGACAGGAAGCUUUUUCUUUUUCUAUUCCAGCUGAUAGAUAUCUUAAAAAAGACAUAAAACCGCUCACAUGUUUUAACAUCUAUUCACAAUACCUGUGAUAAUAUGUGUGAUAUUGUGUAAAAGGCCCAAAGUGAUGGUUGGUGGCCUUUCACGGGGCCAUCCAGUCG